ACUGAGGUUUGAAGAAGAAGACCGACAUGUGUGCACAUGGUAAAACGCCUACCCCUCCCUCCCUCCCUCCUAUUUGAGAGAGACCCUUUCUAAAAUUCCUCAGUCUUGAGACUCUAUCCUAUUAUUGCCUAUUAUUAUACUCCUACGUGCAUACCUUCAUACCAGUACAUUUACAGUAUUAUUUAUCUUCUGCCCAUUAAAAAAAAUGAUAUCUUCUUUGCAUAGCUCCGACUAUGGAAUCUGAUCCGGUCUCUCUCCGGCAAGUUUUUUACUCGGCUCUUCUACCUGAAACAUUUCUCCGGCCAAUCACAAGAUCUCUGACCUAGUCUCCGACAAGGGAAUUGGGAAGCUAAGAAGGGUUGAGAUGAGGUUUUCAUCCAUGUUCAAUGGGCUUGCAAGGUCCCUGACGUUGAAGAAAGGGAGGAACAGUUCUGAUGAUGGGAGCUGUAGUGGGAUAGAAGCUGUGGAAGCCAUGGCUAAGGUGCCUAAGAAAACUGACUUGGUACUGAGAUCUUCUGGUACCUUGAAUGUACAGGGUUCUAGAAAUGCUUCUUCUGUUUUCUCGAAAAGAGGGGAGAAAGGAAUCAACCAGGAUAGAUUCAUCAUCUGGGAGGAGUUUGGAGGGCAGGAAGACAUGUUAUUCUGUGGUAUAUUUGAUGGGCAUGGGCCAUGGGGACAUUUUGUGGCAAAGAUGGUUCGAGAUUCAAUGCCAUCAACCUUGCUUUGCAGUUGGCAGGACUCGUUGGCCAAGGCUUCAGUCAAUCCUGAUUUUUGUUUGGACAGUGACAAAUUGCAAAGUAAGUUCAACAUAUGGAAGAGCUCUUACCUAAAGGCUUGUGCAGCUGUAGAUCAGGAACUGGAGCACCAUCCUAAAAUUGAUUCAUUCUAUAGUGGGACAACAGCCUUGACUGUUAUUAGACAGGGGGAAGCGAUUUAUAUUGCAAAUGUUGGAGACUCACGUGCUGUAUUGGCUACACAUGAGGAUGGUGGAAACCUUGCUGCAGUUCAGCUCACGGUUGAUUUGAAGCCUAAUUUACCUCAGGAGGCAGAGAGAAUAAUGCAGUGUAAUGGGCGUGUGUUCUGCCUGCACGAUGAACCUGGUGUGCACCGGGUGUGGCUGCCUGAUGUGGAAUCCCCAGGGCUGGCCAUGUCUAGAGCCAUUGGAGACUAUUGUGUGAAGCAUUUUGGACUCAUAUCUGUGCCUGAUGUCACACACCGGCAUAUAACAAGCAGAGACCAAUUCUUGAUUCUGGCAACAGAUGGGGUGUGGGAUGUCAUAUCCAACCAAGAAGCUGUGCGAAUCGUAUCAGAAACCCCAGACAGGGGGAAAGCUGCCAAGCGUCUUGUUGAAUGCGCGGGUCGCUCAUGGAAGCGCACAAGGAAAGGGAUUGCUAUGGAUGACAUUUCUGCCAUUGUAAUCUUCUUUGGUUCUUCCCCGUCUUGUGGGCAAACGGUUAGGAGUCGACAACAGCAACAAUAACAACCCAAAGUCGCAAAAGUAUACGGAGAAUUAUUUCCUCAAAAAUGGAAGGCCUUUUUGUACUAACAUAUCAGCUUCGCGGGAAAAUGGCGCUCUUGGUUCUUUGUGGGGUUGGUUAUACCAGUGUUCAUAUGGAAUACUUGUCUCCUAAUUGUGGGCUUUUGAAUUUGGUUCCGGAGGUGUACUCCAAGUGGUGAUGUAAAAGCUAAACAUCUCCCGUCAGAGUUAAUGAAUAAAGGAUAUGUUU
This is a messenger RNA of Cuscuta campestris, 1727 nucleotides long. The record is from the annotation of a GenBank genome assembly. NCBI's taxonomy places the organism in Eukaryota, Viridiplantae, Streptophyta, Magnoliopsida, Solanales, Convolvulaceae.